AGCAGCCUUCCGGGACGCAGCUGCAGCCUGUAUCAGCCUGUGUCAGGGCUUUGCGCUGCGCUGCUGCAUUUUCAUUUCGUCCAGCGGACAAAAACCGACUGCGAGCUCCAACCUCGGAUCUCUUACACUGAUGUCUAAGAGGCAACAUGACAUCUCCUAAGCAGUGGCUGCUGGUCGGGUUUGCGCUUCUGUGCAUUUGUGGAUCCGUUGAAUCGAAAAGGAAUUUCAAAUGCCCUUCAGGAUGCUCCUGCUCCAAGGAGACCAUCAUCUGCGUCGGUACCUCACAGAUCCCCAGGACUAUACCGAAUGAGAUCAACUCCCUAAGCAUGGUCAAUGGAUCCAUUGCAGAAAUCACAGAGGGGAUGUUUUCACUGAUGCCUUCUCUUCAGCUGUUACUUCUAAAUGCAAAUUCUCUGACCACAAUCAAAGACGAUGCCUUCUCUGGUCUGCCUCAUCUAGAGUAUCUAUUCAUUGAGGGGAACAAGAUUGAAACAGUCACCAAAAAUGCCUUUCGCGGCCUACGAGGUUUGACUCAUCUCUCCCUUGCAAAUAACAAGAUGAGGUUUCUGCCAAGAGAUCUCUUUUUUGACUUGGAUUCGUUGCUGGAACUGGAUCUGCGGGGCAACUCUUUCCAGUGCAGUUGUGAGAACAAGUGGCUGAUGACGUGGCUGAAAAACACAAAUGCCACAGUGUCAGAUGUCUUCUGCGCCGGCCCCAAUGACAUGAAGGGCAAGCGGCUCAAUGACCUUCCUAUUCCGCCAGGCGAAUGUAUUUCUACAGACUUUGUGCGUCAUCAGUCCAUUCCCAUUCAGUCCAUGUCAGCAGACAUCUUCUCCUUUAAAGAGGACAUCUACGUGGCGAUGGCCGCCCCCAACACCAACAGCUGCGUGGUCAUGGAGUGGGAUCACAUCGAAAUGAAUUUCAGGAAGUUUGAUAACAUAACAGGGAAAUCUGUUGUUGGAUGCAAGUCAGUGCUGGUUGAAAACCACGUAUUGAUAAUUGUCACUCAGCUUUUUGGCGGCUCCCACAUUUACAAGUUUGAUGAUCAACAAAACAAAUUCACCAAGUUUCAAACUAUUGAGGUGUUCAACAUCUCGAAGCCAAAUGAUAUUGAGGUCUUUGAGAUGGAAGGUGAUUGGUAUUUUGUGAUCGUGGACAGCUCCAAGGCGGGACUGUCCACUCUCUACAAGUGGACUGACCAACCGGAUCGCAAUGAGACUGGUUUCUACUCCUACCAGUUCCUCCAUGAAUGGUUCCGGGACACAGAUGCUGAGUUUGUGGAGGUGGACGGAAAGUCUCACCUCAUCUUAGCCAGUCGCUCUCAGCCGCCUGUCAUCUACCUGUGGAACAAGAGCACAAUGAAGUUCAUACUUCACGGCGAAAUCCCAAAUGUGGAUGAUGUGGUGGCGAUCAAAGCCUUUCGGGUGGAGGGUGAGAUGUACCUGGCCAUGACUUGCUACAUCGGUGACUCCAAAGUCCUCAAGUGGACCAGUAAGCAGUUCACUGAGGUGCAGCCUCUUCCCUCCCGAGGAGCCAUGAUCCUCCAGCCCUUCACCUUCGCAGACAGACACUAUCUGGCUCUUGGCAGUGAUUAUUCCUUCACACAGAUCUACCUCUGGGACGGGGAGACAAAAACAUUUCACAAGUUCAAGGACAUCUAUGUGCAGUCACCUCGCUCAUUCACUGUAGUGACCACUGACCGGAGGAGUUUCAUCUUCUCCUCCAGCUUCAAGGGCAAAUCAAUGGUUUUCGAGCAUAUAUUUGUAGACUUAAGCUUGUAAUACUAAACAGAAUCUCUACUGAUAGACAAUAUGUGUUGGUCACCCAGAUCGAUAAUGUGUGUAUGCUAUAAAGGAGUCUCAGAUGCUGUAUAUUUUCCUUAUGCAACUAGAUAUAACCUUCUUGGUUUGAGACAAAAGUUUGUUGCCAAGUUUCUGCAAGGUUUAUGCAUUUCUAGCAAAUCUGCAAAUAUGAUCAAUGUUAGACCACAAGUAGUUUAUUUUAAGCUGAAGGUUGACAGAAAUAUAGAACAUUUGCAACCUUUGAAAUGAAACCGCAUGAAGAUGAUUUUAUGACAAACUAGACAUAUCCUUAAAAGGCCUUGGCUUUUAUUGUAAUUCUAUCAAACAAAGAGGUAGGGAGUGUCCAUUGGCAUAUCCAUUAAAGAUUUUACAAAUUAAAAGCCUUAUUUAAUGCUUAAAUAUAUGAUUCGUUUUGAUGCACCAGUGAACUUGAUGCAAAUUUAGUGGUUCCUAUUGCCUCAAAGAAAGAAAGAAAAUCUGAAAUGCUAUUCAGUCCAUGGUCCCUCACCACUCUACAUUGAACAAAACUUAACAAAAAACUUAUUUUAGUGACUUCUCAAGGUGUCAGUCAGCUCAAACUAUACUUAGAAUAAUGUAUUGUCUGAACAGGGCUAAAGCUGCACUUAAGGACAGGGUGAAUAACGCGCUGAAAUGUGAUAAUCGUUUAAAAACAGGGACAACAAUGCACACUUUUUCACCCUUUGCCUGAAAGCGUACCUGGAAAUUCAUCAUAGAGCUGUAUGCACGAAAUUUUGCAGAAGUAAUAGUGAGAGAAAAUGAAAAAAAGGGAGCUCAAACCUUUCUUACUCACUUACUGUUAUAUCACACCUCGUGUUCUGGCUUAACUGUUGGUUUGUCGGUUUCAGAAAAUUCCAAAAACUGUCGCAUGUAGCCCAGUAAAUUGGAUAUUGGAAGAUUGUGUGUGGAGUAAGUUUCUGUCAAACUGUCAAACUGCUCUGCUCAAAACUCUUGAGGUGAAGCAAUUAGUUUGAAAGAGCGGAAGCAUCGUCAGAGCAGCCAGCAGAAAUUUUGAAGCCAUCUAAUCCCACUAAUUGCUAUGACUGAUUAUUUAAAAAUGCAUGACCCGGAGGUUUUCUUCUUUACCAAAAAUACAGCAAAAUGUAUCAGAUAAAAAUGAUGAGCUUAAAGACUAACAACACAUUUAUAACAAGCUACCGUAAGAUUUAUGCUACUGAGUGCCUCAUUAAUAGCAAAAUAGGAUGUUAUAAUUUACUCCUGACUCCUAUGCAAAAUGUGUAAUACUAGGUGUUGGUCCUGAAUUACAAUCACAAGGUGAGUCGUGUACUGCUAUAAUAUAACUUGGAAUGCUUUUUAGGAGACAUUUUCAUUAAGCCACAAUGUGUGCUCUUUUCUUUACUGAUCUUUUUGAUAUUUUCCAUCUAUUGUACAGAUUUAUUUAUAGAUUUAUUUUCACACAUAACAAUGCCAUGUUAUGCCAGUUAGGCCAUGGUCUGUGUAGACUGUCAAUUAGAUGAAACAUAUGCUAACUAGUGGAAGCAAUAUUGUUUUGUUAGCUUUUCAGAUUUCUUGGACAAAAAAUAUUAUAAUCUUUCCAUCUAUGCUGAUGUUCUACAUAGCGAUGAUGUAUAUUUCCACUCUAUUACCCUAAAGCAAUGACGAGGAACUGAUCUUUUACACAUCAACAACCUAUAUGUAAAAACAGGUUUGUGGAAAUGCAUUAAAGAACAUUUAACCAAA
Molecule: messenger RNA, 3521 nt
Organism: Amphiprion ocellaris (clown anemonefish)
Lineage: Eukaryota; Metazoa; Chordata; Actinopteri; Pomacentridae
Product: leucine-rich repeat LGI family member 2-like
Exons: 8
Coding region: 147-1781 (544 amino acids)
Biological process (GO): inhibitory synapse assembly
Molecular function (GO): protein binding
Source: RefSeq, a predicted model, not a curated record